CAAAGAAUAUCAUUUCCGAGCAGACACUGAACGCAUCAGCAUCAUUCACCAGGAGCAGAUUCAUCAGAAAGUCGGUCAUCUUCUUAUCAGGAUCCAGAACCAUAAAACAAAAGCAACAAUGAAUGUCGACCAUGAAGUCAAGCGGCUGGUGGAGGAGAUUCAGCGACUUGGCAGUAAAAAUGCCGACGGUCAAACCAGCGUGACGUUCGGGGUCUUAUUCAACGACGAGCAGUGUGCCAACAUCUUCGAGGCGUUGGUGGGCACCCUGAAGGCGGCCAAGAAGAGGAAGGUGGUCAAAUACGACAGCGAGUUGCUGCUGCAGGGCGUACAUGAUAGCGUCAGUAUCACUCUUCUGCAGGAAUAAGGCCUAAUGUUUGUACCACAUGGCCUUCAAGCAACUUCCUGAAUCCCCUCAAAUACUGAGCUUCUGUAGCGGCUUGUUUUCUUCCUUCACGUGCAAUGCUCAGUAUUUCAAUUUAAACAAAACAGAUUAACUCAAACUGUACACUUAUGGACCCAGCUGGAAUAACUGCGUAUGAUUUCAUUUGAUUUCACUGUGCCAAAACGCUAUUAAACAAGUUAUUGGAUAAUCUUUUGGGUUAUCAGGGGCUAACGUUUAUAUUUUCAGAUGGUGUUUCUCUCCUUCUCAGGCCCUGCUGUUUUAUCAACCAAGGGUCUGAGAUGUCCUUUUGAUACACUUUUAAGACUAUAAACACACAAAUCAGGAUUGUACUCAUUUGUGUAACGCCUUCAUUCAGGUUUUUUUUUGUUAAUCUUUAGGGGAAUUACUCUAAAAUGUAACUUUUACAGCCAAAUGCGUCUUUUGAAGGUAUCAGUGUCAGGAUAAUAGACUGGAGACAUUUAGCAACUCCAACAAAAUUCUUCUUCACAUCUUUAAUUGGAGCACUCUGAUCUUUACACGUUGUUUGUAAAAGAUACUACUUUUAAAAGCUGUACUAGGUCAAUUGUUCCUUUAUCAGCGAGAAUGUCUUCUCACCUUGAAUCUAGUACAGCUGUAAGACCACAGGUAGUGUGCGUCCACCAAAAGUGUCCCCAAGUGGCGAUUCCAUUUGUUUGCGUAAGACAUUUCUACUACCUCUUGUGGACUUUGUAAAAAGACAUUAUUACACCAGUGCUUUUGGGAGAUAGAAACUACUAAGACAAGUGCAUUUCAAGACUUUUGCACCAUUUUGUACUUGUUGCAAUCUGCUAGACUAGUUUUUAUUCCAUCUUUUUACUUGUGAUCUAUAAUGAAUUUUCUCUGCUAAACAGAUUCCAAAUCUUGCCUUUCCUAAGAAACAGUCGAUGAGCAGACGGCGGGUGUUUUUCUCAUGCAGUUUAUGUUUUUGUGUAAUAAUGACAGGGUUAUUGGUGCGAGAUGCAAAAGAUUAAUUCUCAGUGUUUCUCAGGACCAAAUGGACGCAACCAAAUGAUGUUUGAUAAUUGUCCUGUAGCUAGGUGUCUUACUUGUUACACAAGAUGUGCAUUUAUAGUUUUAUUAGUUUUUUUAUUUUGCCACCCAUUAUUCUGUACUGUAGGGAAAUGAAACUUGCAGAUCAGGCAUGAUGACCUUUUUUGGAACAGAUACGGUAGCCCAAUGUGGUCCAAAUUGAAACAAUAAAUAAGAUAUUAUGAAAUAGGUAAUUGUAUGAAUAAGUAUAGACUAACAUGUGGUGAUAACCUGAAAUUGUAAAAUAAUCUGAUACACUUUUUAACUCAAUCAAUUUGAUGAAAUUCUGUCACAUUCUGCUUUUUUUCAAGAUAACAUGACAGGUCAUUUUAAUUUUUAUUCAAGCUGCUUUUAUUUUAAAAUGUCCUUUUCAUAAAGUGUAUUUUAACUUAAAAAAUGAAAGGACCCAAAAGGGUCAGCGGUCAUUUUGAAAUAAAACGGUGUGGGAAAUCUUUUCAAAUCAAACACAACCUGUAACUAUUUUAUUUUGGAAAGAAGCAGAGCCAAUCAGCAUUUCAUAAACUGAGUUUAAAAUAUCUAUUGAGUUAGUUAACAAUUUCAUGGUUCAAUAUGUCAUAUCAUGUCUAUAUUAUUUAAUCUAAUUGAUGUCAUAAUAUCUUGUUUAUUUGUUUCACUUUGAACACCGGUAAGUGGCUGCAGCUGCUCUCGUGGAAAAAAUCUAGAAACGCCAAUAAUCUCCACACAUUCAGCUUCUUCUCCUGCAUAAUAUCAAGCGUUACAUAUCCCAUAAAGAGAGACCACGCCUUAUCUGCAAGUUUUAAAAGACCCAUUUCACACUCACUGCUGUUCUGUCAACCUAAAUCCUUACGCUGUUUGAUUUCAGCUUCACUUGAAUUAUGUUAUUACUUAUCUCUGAACCGUAUGGGAUGUUGUGCUCUUAACAGCGUUGGUGGCAAAGAAAGGAAACCCAGAAGAGCUUAUUCAAAUUAUGACAUUUGCUGAAAUGUAGCCAGUAGGGCAAAAUGUAAUCAUCAGUAAAACAACACAAAUGGUUGAGUAGAAGUCUGUAAUGUUUUGGGAUAAAUGGAGGAGAAGCAAGAGUAAGGAGGAAACAAACUGUGAGUGAGCUGAACAUAAUUGCAAUUUACAGCACAAUUAACCUUUAGCAAGAGGAGAGAGUUGUGAUCAGAGCGGUGCCGAUACCUCAAGCCAUUCCUGUGAACCAAUGGGAUGUCUGCAUGAUGUGUUUAUGUGCGUCAUUACUGUCUGCUUGUAUUGGCAAUAACACAUUCCUAAACGUACCAAGGUUUCUGUUACUGUGGAAUACCCUGCAACGAAUAAAAUCUUUACACUUGAAACCUUGAA
Notothenia coriiceps (black rockcod) is the source of this 2776-nucleotide messenger RNA. RefSeq names its product ABRA C-terminal like (gene abracl). Gene Ontology annotation, biological process: regulation of actin filament-based process. The coding region runs from base 119 to 364 and encodes 81 amino acids. NCBI's taxonomy places the organism in Eukaryota, Metazoa, Chordata, Actinopteri, Perciformes, Nototheniidae. The transcript has 3 exons. The record is from RefSeq and is a predicted model, not a curated record.